GCUUGAUUUGAUUUAAGUAACGUAAGGCAAAAUGUUAUUCAUUCUCUUAAUUGUAGCACUAUUUCUUGUUUUUCUUCUUAUUUUAAAACAAAGGAAAAAUGAACAAAAUCGUCUUCCACCGGGGCCUAAAAGACUUCCGUUUAUUGGUAAUCUUCAUCAGUUUGAUCCCUCAAAACCGACUCAUAUUUUCUUCUCAAAAUUAGCCAAAAUGUAUGGGCCAAUAAUGAGCUUGCAGCUUGGCCAACGAACUAUGGUUAUGAUUCAAUCUCCUCGUAUAGCCAAACAAUUUUUGUUAGCACAAGGUAAUAAUUAUUAUAACAGAUUUUUACCUGUUGGUGCACGAAUGUUUAGUUACAAUGGUUUGGGUGUAUUUUUUUCCCCUUAUAAUGAGAAUUAUGUAGAAAUGAAGAAGAUGUUUGUCGUUCAUCUUUUAAAUUCUAAAAGAGUUGAAUCUUUUGCUUCCAUACGACAAGAAGAAGUUACACGGGUUAUUCAUAAGAUUUCAUCUCUUUCUUCCGCUGCUCAAGUCGUCAAUUUGAGUGAUUUUGCUAUAAAUUUUACAAACUCUACAAUAAGUCGAGUUGCUUUUGGAAAAAGGUAUGAUGAUGAGGAUGGGUCAAGGAGCAGCUUUCAUGGUCUUCUAAAUGAAGCUCAAGCAUUAUUUGCAGGUUUCUUUUUUGCUGAUCAUUUUCCUGGACUUGGUUGGGUAGAUAAGGUAACGGGACAAUACUCUAGACUUGAAAAGACGUUUAAAAAGAUGGAUGAGUUUUAUGAAAAAGUCAUUCAAGACCAUCUCUACAAGCCUAAAUCUAGUGAGCAAGAGGAUAUCAUUGAUAUUCUUCUCCAACUCAAGAAAGACAAUUCCUUUGCAUUUGACCUCACUAUGGAACAUAUCAAAGCAACUUUGAUGGAUAUUUUCAUUGGUGGAACAGACACGACCGCAGCAUCAAUAGUGUGGGUAAUGACUGAGCUAAUGAGGAAUCCCAGUGUAAUGGAAAAAGUCCAAAAGGAAAUUAGAAGUAUAAACAAAAACAAGAAUUAUAUUGAAGAGCAUGAUCUUGUAAAUCUUGAAUAUUUUAAGGCAGUGGUGAAGGAAACAUUCCGAUUGCAUCCACCACUUCCGUUACUGAUUCCACGAGAAUCAGUUAAGAAAAGUAGCAUUGAUGGAUAUGAUAUUUUACCUAAAACUACAAUAUCUAUUAACUUAUGGGCACUCGGAAGAGACCCUGAAGUUUGGACGGAUGCAAAUUUAUUUCUUCCAGAGAGGUUUAUGGGAAGUUCAAAAAGUUUCUUAGGACAAGAUUUUGAAAUGAUUCCUUUCGGAGCUGGAAAACGAAUGUGUCCUGGUAUAAACUUUGGUGUUCUUAACAUGGAGCUUGUGGUUGCAAAUUUACUAUACACUUUUAACUGGAAAUUACCAAUUAACGUUAAGAAAGAAGACAUUAACACUGAAGUGAAACUCGGAAUAACUAUGCAUAAGAAAAAUCCACUUUCCCUUAUAGCAAAUAAAGUUGGCUAAUAAGUAAAUAAUAAAUAAAGUGUUCAACGUUUAAGGAACCUUAGCUUCACAUAAACAUAGAUCUAAAUCUAAUAAACUUCAUGUGCAUUUGCUAUUAUAUUGUCACUUUUGUUUUUGUUUUAUUUUAAGAGCCGUAAUCAAUUUCUUGAUGUACUAUUGUAUAUACGGAUCAAAAAUAAUAUUUCCACUUCAUAUAUUAUAUAGUUCAAA
Messenger RNA from Amaranthus tricolor (Joseph's coat), 1729 nucleotides. Its product is annotated as cytochrome P450 71A1-like. Gene Ontology annotation, molecular function: oxidoreductase activity, acting on paired donors, with incorporation or reduction of molecular oxygen; iron ion binding; monooxygenase activity. NCBI's taxonomy places the organism in Eukaryota, Viridiplantae, Streptophyta, Magnoliopsida, Caryophyllales, Amaranthaceae. The transcript has 3 exons. Bases 32 to 1519 code for a protein of 495 amino acids. The record is from RefSeq and is a predicted model, not a curated record.